AAGCACAUGCUCAGCAAUGAGUACAGCCGCAAUUGUUACCAAGGCAAAAGCUUUUGUCUGUCUCACCUCAUUUUCGUUGUUGGAAAUUACUUUGGUAACCACCAGCGCAUUACUCCUAUUACUGCCAUUCCCGCCGGCAGCCAAAGCCACAAGCGGCUUACGUGUACCCACCUUCCUGCAGGAGCCACCAUCACGUUUGCUCUUUGGCAAUGACACUGGCAGCCAGGCUAGUUGCACGGCACAUGGCAAUCCACCACCGAUUGUUUCCUGGGUGCUCAGCGAUGGCACAAUGGCCACUCAGGUGCCAGGACUUAGAAAAAUAGCUGGCAACGGAACUCUUUACUUUCCACCAUUUCUGGCACAAUACUAUCGUUCCGAUGUACAUGAGACCAUGUAUCGCUGUCGUGCCACCAAUGAAGUUGGUACUAUAUUGAGUCGGAAUGUGCACGUACAAGCAG
This is a messenger RNA of Musca vetustissima, 458 nucleotides long. Its product is annotated as cell adhesion molecule Dscam2-like. Lineage: Eukaryota; Metazoa; Arthropoda; Insecta; Diptera; Muscidae. The record is from RefSeq and is a predicted model, not a curated record. The annotation marks the transcript as partial. The transcript is spliced from 3 exons.